AUGGCAGUCGCCGCCUUCUGCUUCCUAGGUGUCGGCAUCGUCUACUUCUGUAGGUGCUGUUUCAGGAACAUCUCCACCACUAACACAAUCGUCCGUCUCUCUCCUCGCGACUCUCCCCUCAGAGGCCUCGACCCUUCUCUGCUAAGGAUGUUCCCCACGUUCCUCUACGCCACCGUGAAGGAUCUCCGCACGGAGAAGAAGUACUCACUCGAAUGCGCCAUUUGCUUGUUGGAGUUCGACGAGGACUGCCUUCUGCGUCUCUUAACCCCCUGCUGCCACGUUUUCCACCAGGACUGCAUCGACUCCUGGCUCCGCUCGCACAGGACUUGCCCCGUUUGCCGAACGGAUCUCGAUUCCCAGUCAAGUAACACCGACGCGCAGAGACCUCAUGAGCAAAACGAGGAGAAUAUGGAACACGAGAGAAGCGAUCACGUGAGCGUUGAUGUUAAAGAAGGUGAUGAUGGAGAUGAUGGAGACGAGAGACACGAUGAUGGUGAUGAAGGAGGUUCGAUGAAUGUGCGCAUGCAGCGAGACAAGUUUGCAAGUGCACGUUCACACUCGACAGGGCAUUCCAUAGUUAUGGUUAAUGAUGACGAUGACGAUGCUAAAUACACUCUGAGAUUGCCACAAGAUGUGGCUUUGAAAAUUGUAAGAGGGCACCAUUACUCCAAGAGUUGUUCUACUUUCAAAGACAUGGCAGGGCCUUCUUUUGCACCUUGUAGUAACUGUGGUUAUGUUCAAACUGUACUUGAUAGCUGCAGUAAUGGUGUAAAGAAUACUUAA
This is a messenger RNA of Vigna angularis (adzuki bean), 783 nucleotides long. Its product is annotated as RING-H2 finger protein ATL29. The record is from RefSeq and is a predicted model, not a curated record. Lineage: Eukaryota; Viridiplantae; Streptophyta; Magnoliopsida; Fabales; Fabaceae. The transcript has a single exon. Bases 1 to 783 code for a protein of 260 amino acids.